Debaryomyces fabryi is the source of this 2445-nucleotide messenger RNA. RefSeq names its product Tbf1p (gene TBF1). Gene Ontology annotation, molecular function: double-stranded telomeric DNA binding; protein homodimerization activity. The transcript has a single exon. The record is from RefSeq and is a predicted model, not a curated record. Gene Ontology annotation, biological process: telomere maintenance via telomere lengthening. Bases 1 to 2445 code for a protein of 814 amino acids. Lineage: Eukaryota; Fungi; Ascomycota; Pichiomycetes; Serinales; Debaryomycetaceae.
AUGAGUGUCAAUAUUAAAGGCGAACCUAAUGAAACUCAUCCUUCUGAGCUACAGGAGGUAAAUAAUGAAGGCCAUAACUUUACUAAUGAUGAUAUACCCGAGUCUCAAAAUCCGAGUAAUCAACAAGCGCAUGAUGACCAAGUUGAUAUAAAUAUGGAUGAGAUUGAUAAAGUGAUAUCUGAAUCUAUUAACCAUGGAAACGAACAAACAGAAUAUCAACAGUCUUACAUUGAUAGCAAUGAUAGCUCAAAACAUCACCUUGAGGAAGCUGGAAGUAGUACCACAGAUGAUAAUAAUAAGCGUCAAAGGGUAGACGAAUAUGGGACGAAUUCUAGUGAACAUGGGUAUACGGGUAUUGUUUCUGAGGAAGGGGACAAGCAAGCAAAUAGCUCUAGAAAUGAAACGGAGCAAAACGAGAACACAGAAACUCCGCAGCAAGACUCUAAUAACACAGGAAUUUCAAUGGCACAACCUCAAGGAGAGAGUCAGAAUGUUACAAAAGACGUUCAGAAUAACGAAAAAGAGGAUUUUAAAGAAAGAAAGAGUACUUCCCAAGUCAACUGUGACAAUGAAAUAAACCACGAUCAGAGUAGGCAGCAAGAAGAACAAAUAAAUCUGGCCCAAACAGCAGAACAAGAUAAAAAUAAGCAAAAUAAUGAAUUAGAAUUGGAGUUCGAAAAAGCUAUCGAAGAUCACCAUCAGCAGAUGUCUAAGUCGCCUGAGCCCUCAAAUACGCGUGAAGGUGUGAUAAAUGAAAAAAGAGAUUUACAGAUGAUUGCAAGCGAAUUAGAAAAGGCUACCGAAUCCAACAAGGAUGCAUCUAAGGAGAAAGAAUCAGAUGAAGGUGAGCAAACCAAGGUAUACCAUGGUGGAUUAAACGUUCCUGCUAAUUCUGAAUUGUUAAAUACUAACACGGCUUAUGCUGCUUAUAAUGCAUUAUCAAGUCAAUUACCUCCACUUUCAAUCUUAGCGAAUGCACAUUUGGCGGCGUUACCGUUACCUAUCGUGGCAGCUGAUUACCUUCCACCAAGAAUUCAACUAUUAAUUAAUACUUUGCCUACAUUAGAUAAUUUAGCGUCGCAGUUGUUGAGAAUCGUCGCCCUUGGUCCUUACCAGAAAAUAUUGGAUUUGGCAGCUCAUCCUGACACCCCUGCAGGGGCUACAUUUCGUGAUUUAACAUCUUUAUUUGAAUUUACUAAACGAUUAUAUUCGGAAGAGGAUCCAUUCUUGUCGGUCGAACAUUUGGCCCCAGGCAUGUGGAAAGAAGGAGACAAAACCCCAAGUAUUUUCAGAAAUAGAGAACAGCUGAUUGAGCUGACAUUAAGAAAAGUUAACCUUGCAACAUUUUUAGGGGCAACUUUAGGUACGAUUGAAGUAGGGUUUUUCUAUUUGAAUGAAUCGUUCUUAGAUAUAUUUUGUCCAGCAAAUAACCUAGAUCCUGCAAACACAUUAUCCAACAUGAGCCCACAUAACAUGAGUUUACAAAGUGGUGUUAAUACCAUCAUUGGUGAUAAGAUUGGAAAAUUGUUAAAACCGCAAACAGUAUUAUAUCUCGAUUUGAAAACGCAAGCAUAUAUAUCAGCCGUCGAGGCUGGUGGAAGGUCCAGGGAAGAUAUCUUAGAGGACAUUUUACCUCAUAAUUUAGAGGACAUUUUAUUGGAGAGACGCAAGACAAAGAUACUAACUCCAACAGAAUUCGACUUUAUAGACCGCUGCAAGUCCAGAAAAGAGAUAUUAUUGAACUAUCCAAGCGACAAGGCAUUAAGUGAAGAAUAUGAUUGGUUGUCAUUUUUGAAGGAACUCUUUGAAUAUUCGGCUAAGAACAUGGGCUUUUUGAUAUGGGGUAAAAAAGGAAGAGCCACGAAAGAAAGGAACACCACUAAUAAAGAAGCCGAAGUCUCCAAUACACCCCACAGUGAUGAAGUUGUGGCAUCUGUAUCGACUAACGACACAACUUCCAUUACAUCUACAGGUAAUAAUCCAACCACCUAUGAUUUGAGAAGCCAAGAAAUCAGUGAUAUAACCAAGGCCCUCUUGCCCUCGGAAAUUCAAGAGCAACAAAUUCACCUUAGGUUGAACCCUGGCUCGAACGUCAAAAGCUUACAGAGACGUCCAUGGACCAGAGAAGAAGAAAAGGCUCUUAGACACGCAUUAGAAUUGAAGGGCCCUCUGUGGUCCAACAUCUUGGAAUUGUUUGGCGCGGGAGGAAAAAUAUCUGAAGCUUUGAAGAAUAGAUCACAAGUGCAGCUCAAAGAUAAAGCUAGAAACUGGAAGAUGUUCUUCCUAAAGUCCGGCCUCCCAGUCCCUGCAUACUUACAGAAGGUUACCGGUGACCUUGAAAGAGAUGACAGGCUGAGACAAAACAAAAGGCUAAAUAGGAAUAGGAAAACGGCUGCUGCGCCGGUUCCUACUCCAAUCCAAAACCAGAAGUCCCCUGGACAGUGA